AUGGCAUUCCACUACCGUCAGGAAACUCUGAAGGAGCUCCUCGACCUCUUGGUGGAGAAGGCCGAAGACCCAAAUUUCCCGCGCAGCUACGACUUCACCGUCAACAUCGUCAGCAGAGAGGCGAAUCUUCUAGACAUUUUCCCAGGCUCAGAAGACGAGCUCAAGGAGACAUUGCCAAACAACAUCCACGACGGCAAGAAGAACAUCGCUGAUGUUUUCAAGUUCAAGUACGCAGUCAUCGUUGUGUACGCCCAAUGGGUCAACUUGGGGACCGAUAAAUUCUCACCAGACCUUUUCAAUCGCAUCAAGGGCGUCUCCCACAGUCUUUUCAAAUUUAGCAAGGAAUCCCCUGAAGAUGCCCCAAUGUCUUACAUUACAUCCAUGUGGCUCUUCAGAAGCCCGCGUGAGUUCCCAUACCCCUACAUCAAACGCACCAACACGACCAACUCAACCACCCUCUCCAAGACUGGAUGGUCUGACUGGUUCUCUGGGCGUAUCGACGAAAUUCUCGCCGUCAAGGGCAAUGGCCUGUGGGUCUCGUCUCAGUUGCAGGUUUACGGCGGAAAAGGUUCCAUGUUCAGGAACAAUGCAAACAACGGCACUGCUUAUAGCUGGAGAGAUGCUACUCUUAGCGGAACUUGGGAUGUAUUUCACCAGGACAACUAUGAAGGAGCCCAGAAAUGGCAGGAUGAGAACGACAAGGGGGCGGCUACUCACUUCAGCAAAGAUGACCGCCGUGUUCUAUGGGGCUCUUAUGGUGAUUGGAAUAUGAAGAAUGUUUGGCAGCACUAUUAUGACUCUGCAACGUACGAGAAGCUGCGACAGAUUAGGAAGAAGGCUGAUCCCAAUGGCGUGUUCACUGCCAACCCCUUCUGUGUGGAGGCAGCGCAAUAA
Trichoderma virens Gv29-8 is the source of this 894-nucleotide messenger RNA. RefSeq lists its product as uncharacterized. Gene Ontology annotation, molecular function: oxidoreductase activity; flavin adenine dinucleotide binding. The record is from RefSeq and is a predicted model, not a curated record. Lineage: Eukaryota; Fungi; Ascomycota; Sordariomycetes; Hypocreales; Hypocreaceae. The transcript has a single exon. Bases 1 to 894 code for a protein of 297 amino acids.